This is a messenger RNA of Xyrichtys novacula (pearly razorfish), 9818 nucleotides long. NCBI's taxonomy places the organism in Eukaryota, Metazoa, Chordata, Actinopteri, Labriformes, Labridae. The record is from the annotation of a GenBank genome assembly.
AGAAGCUGUCACACCUGUGUGCACUUUAAGGUGCUAAUGACCACAUGCGGGCAGAUUGUACAUUAGUGCUGUUGCUGGCUUCAGCUCUUCUUUUUGUCCCCUGGGGAAUCCAUGCUCAGCCUGGCCCCAAACUACCUCUGCUAAUCCCACCAGGUAACCUUUCAAAGCUUCUCCUAAUGAACCUUUACCUGCAGAUCACUGUCCAGAGUCAAACCACUCACACAGGGAGAAAAACAGGCGACAAGUUGUUGUUGUGUUUUGCAAAGUGAAUACAUGAAAUCAGGAAAAGUUUUGAUGAACCAAUAUCUUCUUCACUUUAGCGUGUAUUUAGUGUUUAAGCUAACAACUUUGGAAAAGUUUCAAGUCUGUUGCUAGCUACAUGAGCUCUUUAGCCUCUGAGCUAAGCUAAGCUAGAAGUUUUAGCUUGACAAUGGAGUGAGAAACAGGACUGUGUGCCAAAGAUAAAGGCAACAGACUUACUUAGCUUAACUUUGUCUGUUACAACCAGUAGCUUAAGGUGGCUAAUGUUAGCAUAUGUUUGUCAUGUACCAGACCUGUACUGUAGCUUAGUCUGUGUUAAAGUUUUAGUUUGACAAUGGAGUGAAAACAGGACUGUGUGCCAAAGAUAAAGGCAAUAGACUUACUUAGCUUAACUUUGUAGGUCACAACCAGUAGCUUAAGGUGGCUAAUGUUAGCAGAUGUUUGUUUUGUGCUCUAGUUAAGUCUAUCUCCAUAAAGACAUUUUGAUUCAAGAUCAAAUGUUGGUGUAGCUUCUGUUUGCUGCCAAAAAUGAGAGCGAACAAUGACACUGUUUGGACAAAAUGCAAAAUCCUGUUGUUAUUUGGAGAUAAAUUGCUAAUAUUGAGAAAAAGGUGGGCCAAAAAUGGGUUCGUGAAAUCCUGCUUUGGUUGUUGGAUUGUUUGAACUUGCAUCAGGAAGUAAAACUGUGUUUUGUUAAUUUGGACAGAAAGGUGUAGUGGUUUUUCAGUCCCUUUUGGAUCAUAAUUGGAUGGUUUUUCUCACAUUGUGUUGAGUUUUGAGAGCUCUAGUCUUAAUUCUAAACAUGCAUUUUAGCUUUAGAAGUAAGUGCCCCACAGAGAGAGUCCAUUUCUUACUUCUAAGUUGUUGGUUUUAAGCGCUGGAAAGUUAACUUAACCCUUACAUUUGCCUUGUGACUUUUUUUUGCCAACAGUAUUAUACCAAAUACCAAUCUUUGUCUCAAAAUGGCAUUUAUUCAAUUAAGAUACAGGACCCUGACAUCAGUAGGAACUCAACAACCCAACUUCUCUCCUGGAUUUUGAUGCACACCAACCAGACGAAUAUAACAUCAUCAUCACCUGGGUACUUUAAUGCAAACCAGUACAGCCCAAACAUAAUUUCUACUCUCAGAAAGUUUGUAAACUCUCAGUAUCUGCAGCCAUCAUCAGACAGCUGAUUGUUUUCAUUCACAUUUUUAUUGAAAACUGAGUGGUUGCUGAUGGUAAAGAGAUGGACUGUGUUGUAUUUUGUUGUUUUAAAUCUGUCGACAUGAGGGUUUGCUUUAAAACGAUUUUCCUUAACCACAGUGUUUACACUCAGCCUACAAAUGUCCUAUGUUGUGGUUCAGCUGUUCUAAAUCAUAACAGAUCUGGGGUCAGUUUCACAGAUUUAAGUCUGAUGCGAUUCUGCUUACCGCUGCACUUUUGUCCUUUUUUAAAGAGGAUUAAAAUAUGUUGUCACUGCGUUCAUUUUCUGUGUUAUACUCUGAGGACUUUGAGCACGAUAAAAAGCAGAUAAGAGGGUUGACCUUUCAUCAGCCGCAGCAUCUUGGCCUUUUUCUGACAUCUGCUUAUCGGUAAAGUUCAUCUAUCUGGAGUAAGACUAAAAAUCGCCUUGCAGAGAAAAUGCAGGUGCAGUUUCUCUGGAGAGACUGUGAAUGUUUCUCAAAAUAUUCUAGAGCGGGAUCUUCAAUCAAUUUUAAUUAAAUGCUUUUAAUUAUUUUUGUGUUUAUCAGAUUUUUAUUUAUUUUUUGCAGAUACAUUGUUCUUGAAGUUCUUUAACAUUUUAAAAUCUCAUUAUUGAAGCAUCACAAAAGAGAACCUAAAAUUAGAUGUGCAUUUAGCUCAACCUUUAUCAUCUAGUACAGCGCAGCAUACUGUGUGUAAGCGAUGCUUUUGUUCAGGAUUUUUAAUCCUCAUUGCUGUCAAAAAUAUGUUUCCAUAUCUGAACUCAAGUCUCUUUAUCAGUGUUUGUGUUGAUGUUCAAGGUGCAAAGGUUUCCUUCACCUCUGUCGGCUGAUUUUUAUGAGUUCUUCUUCCUGUGUCGCCCUGCAGAGCAGAGGAAGAGGAUCUGCUGUGAACACACACACACACACCUCACACCUCACACACUCCUGCCCACCUGAGAGCAGAGGAGAACACCUGAGAGGACCAACAGCAGGUAGGACGACACAGUGACACAGCUUUGGUCUGUUUUGUGUUACUUUUUAAUGAUAAAAACUUUAUUUAUUUGAGCAAGUUACAGCGUGCUUUACACACAAAAAAGGCUAUCAAAAUAGAGUAAUUAAGUCAUUAAUGAUACAAAUAAAACGGAUGUUACUGCAGAAAUAUAAGGUGAAAAGAGACGGCAAAGCCAACAGUAAAAAAAAGAAAUAGCCAGAUGAUUUCACAAUGAGCUUCAAGGGGAGAUUUAAAACAGGACUCUGGGCUUGGCUUGCAGAGUUCAGUCACCUCUUGAGACCGGUCAAGAUUUACUAACCACAGGUAGAGCCCUGAGAGAAGACCUCAAACUCAUUGCUCAUAAAAAUACUCUUGAGUAAAAUCUUAAAAGCACUUCUAUAACUCACAGUCAGCCAGUCAUGGUCAGGACUGGUGUUAGGAUCGAUUUAUUUGCUAUUUUGAAAGCGUUGUAAAGAAACUGUAACUGUUGGAUGUUUCGCUUGCUGACACUCAUUAAAUGCAUCUAUAUAGUCAAGUCUAGAGGAAAUACAGGCAUGGGUGACCUUUCCUCAGUUGGCAGGAGAAAGGAAUGACCUUCUAGUGAACUCUUGCCCUUUUUUAUUUUGGAUCCAGGAGGUAAAUGUUGCACGGAAGUUGAACAGCAGGAAGAGGCGGACUCAGGAAGAAUAGUCACUGCUUAUGCUGGUCCGAACAAGGAUCGUAAGAAAACUGACUUCAGUGGGGUUCAAAAUUGUAAAACAUCAAGAUAACGAGUUUAACGCUUUAUGAAAAUUGAGAAAGUUUUUAUAAAUCCAUCAGCUUUUCCUUUAUGGGUCAAAAACGUAGUGCUGCUAACCUCAAAUCAGUGUAUGUUGUUGUUUUAAGUGUCCAUGAGUUUGACUCCAUGUUUAGUUGAUAGGAAAUAACUCUUGCACAAUACAUGCUGACUUUGACCUCAAGUCAUGACAAAGAAAACACCCGGAGCUGUGUUAAGGACUUGAGUAUUGCAUGAAACUGUUUCUAUAUACAGUAUUGAUAAUGCUGAAGCGCUACAUCUCAAAGUGAACAGUUUUUGGCUUUGUCUCUGCAGACGCUGCACCAUGGACUUCCUCAUCCAGCUGCUGUUCUCUCCUCUCCCGACCUCGGCCAUCAUCUCUCUGUUAGCUGUCUUUGCUGCAACCCUGUUUUACCUCAACACACGGCCCAGUCCUGUUCGGAUCCCCUUGGACCUUAAAUGCCAAUCACUGGGCAUCAAAGUAAGAGUGCAAAGAGUUUGAUUCAACUCAAAUUUAUACUUGGAAUAAAAAAGUCCCAGCUUCGCUCCUCUCAGAGUAGAUUUCUGCAGGUUGCAGAAAUAUUACAAAGAAAAUCCUCCAAGUCAUUAUUAUUCUUGCUCUUGAUUUUUGUUCUUGCUUUCCUUAGGGUGGUGCAAGAAAGACAGCACUGCUUGAGGACAACAACAACCUGUUAUCAUGUUACUAUGACAACGGCAAGACUCUGUAUGAAGUUUUUCAGAGGGGUCUGAAAGUGUCAGGUGAGUUUCAAACUAGUUAUGAGAUAUAAAUGUCCUUCUUAGUUUAUUUUUUUACAUAGUGUACUUUUAUCAACUUGGAGCCUUUCUCACUUACAGGUAAUGGACCGUGUUUGGGUUACAGGAAGCCAGGGAGGCCGUACCAGUGGCUCAAAUACAAGCAGGUAAAACAACAUGCAGCACCUUGAAUCCUCAGAAAAACCCGCCGUAAACUCCAGCUCACCUUUCCUCCUCUUCCUCCCUGUGAAGGUGUCUGAUAGAGCCGAGCACCUGGGCUCAGGGCUGCUCCACAAAGGUCUGAAGCCCAACACGGACACUUUCAUCGGCAUCUUCGCCCAGAACAGACCUGAGGUGAGUGAGGACAUUCGGUUUGUUUGUGGGCGGGUGAAGUCUUUGGGUUCAAGCGUGUUCUUAAUUGUUGUGUAAUUUCAGUGGAUUAUCGGUGAACUGGCAUGUUACACCUACUCCAUGGUAGCGGUCCCCCUGUACGACACCCUGGGUCCGGAGGCUCUGGUGUUCAUUAUAAACCAAGGUAAUUGGAGCUUCUCUGGCGCUCUAAUGCUGCUAAUGACAAAGCUGAGUCUGAGUCCAGUAACUCGGCGGUCCCUGCAGGGAUCUGUGUGGAGUCUGCUCUAAUCUCCUCCAGCUAAUUGAACAGCUCAUAGUUGAAGUCAGAUUUCUGUUUGUCGUAUUUCCUCUGGAUAAUUCAUUAAACAAAGAGCGUGAAUGAUACAGUCGGUCAGCUGCUCUCAUUACUGCCGCGGUUUUCAUCUUAAUAAACUCUUCUCUGUGAAAUUCAACUCUGUCAACAUAAAAAAACACUUCAUACAGUGACAUUUAUGAAAAAGGAUUAGGGCCACAAGAAGAGAAAAAAAAUUAUGACAGGAGAGAGAUUUUUUUUAAAUUUCCAUUUCAAGAUAAAAGUCAAAAUUUUAAAGGAUGACAUUUUGACUAUUUAUGUCGACUUUGAUCUCAAAAUUUUCAAACUUGACAAAAUUUUAACUUUUAUCUUGAAAUUUGACAUUAUUCACAACAUUUUGUCAUUUUGUAAUCUCAAAAUUUCAACUUCAAUCUCAAGAUUUCAGUUUUUAAAUAAUAAAAUGUCGACUUUAUUUUUAAUCUUGAAAUUUCAACAUAUUUCACGACAUUUCGACAUUUUGUAAUCUCAAAAUUUGGACUUUAGUCUUGAGAUUUCAAUAUUUAAUUCUAAAAUUUUGGCUUUAUCGACGUAUUUUCGUUUUGUUUUUUUUUUAUCUUGAAAUUUUGACAUUAUCCACAACUUUUCCACAUGAUGUAAUCUCAAUAUUUAGACUUUAGUCUCGAGAUUUCAAUUUUUAAUGUUGAAAUUUCAACUUUAUUGACAUAAUUUUGAUUUUUUUUAAAUCAAAAUUUUGACAUUAUUCACGACAUUUAAACAUCUUAAUCUAAAAAUUUUGACUAUCGACAAAAUUUAAAUGAUUUGAUCUUGAGAUUUUGACAUUAUAUACGACAUUUUGUAAUCUCAACAUUUUGACUUCAGUCUCGAGGUUUCAAUUUUUAAUGUUGAAAUCUUGACUUUAAUGAUAUAAUUUCGAUUUUUUUGAUCUAAGAAUUUCGACUUUAAUCUCUGUCCUGUAAUUAUUUUUUCUCUUCAUGUGGCCCUAAUCUUCUUUUGUUGAAACUGCUCAUUCUGAAGCCGAUCAGUCUUGAUUUAUACAGCAUUAUUACAUUAUGUCAACCUGUUGUUUGUUCCUCUUUUCAGCGGAGAUCUCCACGGUUCUUUGUGACAACCAGAGCAAAGCAGAGACUCUGCUGCAGACCCGAGAGAAAGACGAGACUACUGUUCUCAAAACCAUCGUCAUCAUGGACUCUUUCAACUCUGAGCUGGUGGAGAGAGGGACCAAGUGUGGGGUGGACAUCGUGUCCAUGGAGGAUGUGGAGGUAUGAUAAAGUAAAAUGAAUCACAACAGUUUGGUUUAAGUCCUGACCUUUUGAAGUAAACUGUGAAAAAAAAAUGACAAACAUGAUUUAAUUGUGUUUUCUUUUCUUCCUUCAGGCUCUGGGGAAAAGUAAUCUUCAUGACCCAGUUGUAAGUCAUUUUUUUAAAGCAAUUAUUUUGAAUGUUGGACAGAUAAAAAAAGCUGUAGGCUGAUAUUGAUUUUAUGUCUCAACAGCCACCAAAGCCUGAAGACCUCAGCAUCGUUUGCUUCACUAGCGGCACUACAGGUGAUCUUCUGAUAUUUCAUAUCGGGAUCUUUAAUGCCUGAAAUCUGUGAGUGGGUAGGAAGGGAAAAGUCAGACUUUUUUUCCCCAAGUAGUAUUUUUUUUUCCUCCCAGGUAACCCCAAAGGAGCGAUGCUGACCCAUGAGAAUGUGGUCUCAGAUGCUGCAGGUGUCAUCAAAGGUUUUGAGGUGCGAAUGAGUAACCUCAAAUCUUAUUUUCAUCAUUCAUACAUCAUUAAAGUUCUGCUAACUGAGGCCUUUGUUUGUCCCACAGUCGUCAAUCAUCCCCAGCACUGAGGACGUCAGCAUUUCAUUCCUGCCUUUAGCUCACAUGUUUGAGAGAGUUGUACAGGUGAGGUCUGGACUAAAACUCUGAUUUCCAGAAGCCAGAGUCGAAAAAGUGAAGUUUUAUGUUCUCUGUCUCGUAAGACGGUGGUGUACGGAGUCGGAGCGAGGGUGGGAUUCUUCCAGGGUGACAUCAGGCUGCUGCCAGACGACAUGAAAACUCUUCAGCCCACCAUUUUCCCAGUGGUCCCCCGACUUCUCAACCGUGUCUAUGACAAAGUAAGACAUUCAAGUCAGACAUACCUGCCCCCUCUUUCCUUUAGCUCUGUUUUGUACAUCAGCCCAACAUUUCCAGUUUCUUCUCUCAAACACACUUAUAUAAAAAACACAAAUCCUACCACCAGGUUCAGAGCGGAGCCAAAACUCCUUUUAAGAAGUGGCUGCUGAACUUUGCAAUAGAAAGGAAGUACGCUGAAGUGAGAGACGGGAUCGUCCGCAAAAACAGCCUCUGGGAUAAACUCAUCUUCAACAAAGUUCAGGUACUGCUGCAGGUGAAUUAAAACGGUGUAAAAAGGAGACAUAACCAGAGUGUAAACAGAGUCAUCUUUUACAUGUAGGAGUCAUUUGGAGGUCGAGUGAGGAUCAUGGUGACGGGGGCAGCACCAAUCUCUCCGUCUGUUCUGAACUUCCUCAGGGCGGCUCUGGGCUGCCAGGUAACUCAGACAUUUACCCUGGUUUUUGGUCUCUCUAGAUGUUCACAAAUCCAGGUUUUCAGGGUCAAUCUCUGCAAAGAAACGUUUAAAAUAAAAGGAUUUGUUGUUUUUUUUCUGUCGCAUGUCACUCUCAGAUCUUUGAGGCGUACGGUCAGACUGAGUGCACGGCCGGCUGCACCUUCACCGUGCCAGGAGACGCCACCUCAGGUAGGCGCUCAGCUUCUGCCACAUAUUUCUCGUACACUGUUUUUGACUUUCACGCAUAAAUGUCCAGAUAGAAACAAUUUAAUGUAUGUUUAUGUCAUAUGUUUACCCUAUGUUUAGGCCAUGUUGGCGUGCCGCUGCCCUGUAACGUGGUGAAGCUGGUGGAUGUUGAAGAAAUGAACUACUUUGCCUCAAACGGAGAGGGAGAGGUAAGAUGAUGGAAGCCGAACAGGAACGUCCAAUCUUAAGCAGAUCUUCGGCGCUCAUCUUGCUUCGUUCUGGUUUGUGUCUCUGUGAUGUUCUCCAGGUUUGCAUCAAAGGUAGGAAUGUGUUUAAGGGCUACUUAAAAGACCCGGAGAAGACCGCAGAGGCUCUGGACGAGGACGGCUGGCUCCACACGGGAGACAUCGGAAAAUGGCUUCCAGUAAGAAUCAGAUAAGAGGAAAAAUGUCACUUUAAUAUUCGCUCCACCACAUAAAAAUCAGCCUGGUGAUUGGUUUAAGGUGUUUAACCACGAGCUCCUCCACAGCAGAUGAAAAGUGUUGUGGGUGGAGCCCUCAGGCCACACUGGAAAUUGAAUUCAGUCUUAUUCUACAAAUACUUUGAUUUCUUGACUGCAAAUGUUUCUGUCUUUUGGUCAUUUAGUUAAAAUUUCGAUCAUAUCUGUGACUAGAUGGAGUUAUCUAAGGAGGAGCAAACUCAGCGUUAUUAUUCCUUAUAUUCAGUCCUGCAGUUUGUUUUUCCUCCACCUAAAUUUGAUUUAUUCAAUAAAAAGAACAUAAAACAUUCGUCCAGAUCUGAUUAUUUGUCUGCUCUGUGGUUGUUUUGUGAACAGAGUGGAGUCCUGAAGAUUAUUGACCGCAAGAAGAACAUCUUCAAGCUGGCUCAGGGCGAGUACAUCGCUCCAGAGAAGAUCGAGAACGUUUACGUGCGCUCCGGACCUGUGGCCCAAGUUUUCGUGCACGGAGACAGUCUGCAGGUAAAACUAAUAAUAAUAAUAAUAAUAAUAAUAGAUUUCAUAAUAAUAAUACAUUGGAUACAUCAUUCAUUCACUCACACAGUCACACCCUGGUGGUGGUAAAUUACCUUAGUAGUCACAGCUGCCCUGGGGCAGACUGAAGGGAACAUGGCUGCCAGUUUGCGCCUACGGCCUCUUCGAUAACCACCACACAACACUCACAAUCAUACACCAGUGGAGGACACACACUAGGAGCAAGGUGGGUUAAGUGUCUUGUCCAAGGACACAACAGACAGACUCAGGAUAGGGGGGUAUUGAACCGCCAACCUUCCAGUUAUUGAUGGACUGCUCCAACUCCUGAGCUACUGUCGCCUACAAACUGGCGGUUUUAAAAUCUGGAUACAGACUCUCUGAUCCAAUUACACUAAAAAUAAAACCCUUUCUUUGUGUGUCUGUAGUCCUGCUUGGUCGCUAUUGUGGUCCCUGAUCCUGAAGUCCUGCCGGGUUUUGCAGAAACUCUGGGAUGCCAUGGCUCCAUUGAAGAACUCUGCAAAAACACAGUAAUGUUUCUGUUUUAUUUAUAGUCACACCUGCUCGUAGAGAGACCUUUUUUUUUUUCCCCCUCAAAAUAAACAGGUUGUACAUUUUGGUGUGAUAUUUUGGGGUCACAAUAACGGAGCAGAGUGCACAUAAAUAAACGGCUGGACAGGUCACAGGACAAAGUCGUAUAUAAUAUGAGAAGCAGGUUGAAACGCUCUUAUGUUUUGUUUUUACAGGAGUUGAAGAAAGCCAUUCUCUCAGAUAUGACCAAACUGGGCAAAGAGGCGGGACUCAAGUCCUUUGAACAGGUAACGGUUUGUUUGGGGUCAAAGAUGCACCUAGACUAGUCAUAAUCUGGAUUAUAUGGAUUCUAGAUUAUUCCUCUCAAACAUCUCUGUAGACGGCUGCUCUUGUGUUCAUUCUCAGAUCAUAAUUUCACCAGAAUAUCUUCACACACACGUGUCUGUGCUCUUGUGUUCUGGCGGCCAGACACAGACCACCUGUGAUUUCAUUCUGUAUUUGUGCAGCAGAGGCAGAUUUUUAUAGCAAUCAGCUGCAGGAGGAAAAAAAAUGCUGACAGGAAAGAAUUUGGAUUAAAGUGACUCAACACUUAUUUGUAAUGUAAUACAUUUGUAGGUUGUAUACACAGACGCUCAUAUGUCGCUUGAACUGUCUCAGUUCUCCCUCUAGUGGUUGGAAAUGAGUUUUUAUACGGAGGAAUAUCCCAAGUAACAUCUUCUGUUUCACUUUAAUUCACUGCUAUGAUAUGUCCAACCAUCUAAACCUCUCACUUCCUUUUGUUUCUAUCCGAGGUGAAAGAUUUGUACCUCCACCCAGAGCAGUUCACCAUCGAGAACGGCUUGUUAACCCCGACUCUGAAAGCCAAGAGGGCCGAGCUCAAAGCUCUUUUCCAGCCACAGAUCGACAAACUGUACGCAAACCUCUAAUAAAAAAACAAUAACCUGGUCG